Messenger RNA from Ipomoea nil (Japanese morning glory), 999 nucleotides. Its product is annotated as ubiquitin carboxyl-terminal hydrolase 3. Gene Ontology annotation, biological process: protein deubiquitination; ubiquitin-dependent protein catabolic process. Bases 86 to 790 code for a protein of 234 amino acids. The record is from RefSeq and is a predicted model, not a curated record. Gene Ontology annotation, molecular function: cysteine-type deubiquitinase activity. Lineage: Eukaryota; Viridiplantae; Streptophyta; Magnoliopsida; Solanales; Convolvulaceae. Gene Ontology annotation, cellular component: cytoplasm. The transcript has 9 exons.
CUGUAAAGCCAAUGUGAAUGUGGAGUUCUUUUCCUAGUGCAGUACGCAACCUUUCUGAUUCUCCCAGGGAACGACAGAGAAAACAAUGGCGGAUAGUAUAUCAGCUAAGAGAUGGCUUCCCCUUGAAGCUAACCCUGAUGUCAUGAACCAGUUUCUCUGGGGUCUUGGUGUUAAAGAAGAUGAGGCAGAGUGCUAUGAUGUUUAUGGCUUGGAUGAUGAGCUUCUGGCUAUGGUCCCUAAGCCGGUCUAUGCUGUUCUCUUUCUGUAUCCUAUCACUUCACAGAGUGAAGAUGAGAGAAUAAAGGAAGACAGCAAGACAAAGGAGCCUAGUAGUGGAGUUUACUUCAUGAAACAAACAGUGGGAAAUGCAUGUGGGACGAUUGCACUUCUUCAUGCUGUUGGUAAUAUCACUUCAGAGAUAAAGCUUGUUGAAGGAUCAUUCCUAGACACGUUCUAUAAAUCCACUGCAAACAUGAAUCCAAUGGAGCGGGCCAAAUUCCUUGAAGAUGAUAGGGAAAUGGAAGUUGCUCAUUCUGUAGCAGCUACUGCUGGUGAUACUGAGGCGUCAGAUAAUGUGGAUACACACUUCAUCUGCUUUGCAAUUGCUGAUGGAAAACUUUACGAACUUGAUGGAAGGAGAGCAGGACCAAUUUCACACGGUGCAUCCUCUCAAGCCACCUUACUGCAGGAUGCAGCCAAAGUGAUUCAAAAGAUGAUAGAGAAAAACCCGAAUUCGAUUAACUUCAACGUGAUGGCAUUAUCAAAGAAAGGCGGAGCAGAUGCCUUUUGAAUGGCAGUGUUAGUAUACUACUUUUCUCUGGUUAUGGUGAUGGGAGUUUUUCUCAUUACUGACACAAAUGUUACCUUUUCUGCUUUCUGAUACUUCUUGGUUCACAAUGGGAAUUUUUCUUCAGUGUUUGCAAGUUCACAAUUUACUUCCAUGAAGAAAAGCCAGCCAUUCAAAAUCUAUAUCAAUCAUCAUGGAAUCAGUUAUUUAAA